Messenger RNA from Nematolebias whitei (Rio pearlfish), 872 nucleotides. RefSeq names its product complement C1q-like protein 4 (gene c1ql4b). Lineage: Eukaryota; Metazoa; Chordata; Actinopteri; Cyprinodontiformes; Rivulidae. Bases 22 to 741 code for a protein of 239 amino acids. The transcript has 2 exons. Gene Ontology annotation, molecular function: protein binding. The record is from RefSeq and is a predicted model, not a curated record.
GGGGCUGGAGUCGGAGUGGCCAUGGUCCUGGUCCUGCUGGUGGCCAUUCCCCUAUUGGUCCACACCACCAAGGGGGCAGGGUCCGGAGGUGGGGGCACACAUUAUGAGAUGCUGGGAAGCUGCAAGAUGGUGUGUGACACUUUAAGCCCCCCACAGGGAGAGCUGACAGCUGUCUCCCCUCAGCCUCCAGACUUCCCAAACCGAAGGGGCAAACAGGGCUUCAGAGGCAGCCCCGGACUUCCUGGGCCUCCAGGUCCUAAAGGUCCACCCGGAGAGCCUGGUAAGCCCGGUCCACCUGGUCCACCGGGGCCUGGACCCAACGGUUAUGGCUCGUCCCUCUACUCUCCCAAAAUCGCCUUCUACGCCGGCCUCCGGAAGCAACACGAGGGGACCGAGAUCCUGAAGUUCGACGAUGUGGUGACCAACGUGGGGAACUACUACGAGCCGAGUACUGGCAAGUUCACGUGUCCCCUGUCCGGUAUCUACUACUUCACCUACCAUGUCCUGAUGAGAGGGGGGGACGGGACCAGCAUGUGGGCCGACCUGAAGAAGAAUGGACAGGUGAGGGCCAGUGCAAUCGCUCAAGACGCGGAUCAAAACUACGACUACGCCUCCAACAGUGUCAUCCUGCACCUGGACGUAGGCGACGAAGUGUUUGUGCAGCUGGACGGGGGCAAAGUUCACGGAGGAAACACCAACAAAUACAGCACCUUCUCUGGCUUCCUCAUCUACCCCGACUGACAGUGUCCGUCCGUCCUCUGUGAAGAAGCAAAAAGUCUCCUCUCAUUUCUUCAUCGAUGCGCCAUGACCUUCUCAUUUCUCUGCUGUUCAUCCCAAACAUGUAGCGACAUGACCACUGUGUCGAGUUUUAG